This is a messenger RNA of Hibiscus syriacus, 425 nucleotides long. Its product is annotated as non-specific lipid-transfer protein-like. Gene Ontology annotation, molecular function: lipid binding. Gene Ontology annotation, biological process: lipid transport. Lineage: Eukaryota; Viridiplantae; Streptophyta; Magnoliopsida; Malvales; Malvaceae. The transcript is spliced from 2 exons. The coding region runs from base 16 to 372 and encodes 118 amino acids. Gene Ontology annotation, cellular component: membrane. The record is from RefSeq and is a predicted model, not a curated record.
AAUUAAUCGAUCGAUAUGGCUAGCUCUACGUCCCUUAAGCUUGCAUGUGUGUUGGCGUUGUGCUUGGUCGUGGGUGCACCACUGGCUCAAGGGGCCAUAUCCUGCGGUCAAGUCUCGAGCUCCCUAGCACCCUGCAUACCUUACUUGACCAAUGGCGGCGAAGUUCCACCGGCGUGCUGCGGUGGCGUCAAAUAUCUCAACGCCGCCGCCCAAACAACACCCGACCGCCAAUCAGCCUGCAACUGCCUCAAAAGUGCGGCCGCCAGCGUGAAUGGCAUCAACUACAGCUUUGCAAGUGAACUCCCAGGCAAGUGCGGUGUCAGCAUCCCCUACCAUAUCAGCCCCAGCACCGACUGCAAAAGCGUCAAGUGAAGGUCCGGACAUGGAAGUUGGUCGGCAAAUGGAACGGAGGAUAAUGAUAACUA